AUGGUCAUCUCAAAUAAAACUGUGAAGGACCUCGGCGUUACUCUGGACCCUGAUCUCUCUUUUGAAGAACAUAUCAAGACCAUUUCAAGGACAGCUUUUUUCCAUCUACGUAACAUUGCAAAAAUCAGAAACUUUCUGUCCAAAAAUGAUGCAGAAAAAUUAAUCCAUGCUUUUGUCACUUCUAGGUUAGACUACUGCAAUGCUCUACUUUCCGGCUACCCGGAUAAAGCACUAAAUAAACUUCAGUUAGUGCUAAAUACGGCUGCUAGAAUCCUGACUAGAACCAAAAAAUUUGAUCAUAUUACUCCAGUGCUAGCCUCCCUACACUGGCUUCCUGUCAAAGCAAGGGCUGAUUUCAAGGUUUUACUGCUAACCUACAAAGCAUUGCAUGGGCUUGCUCCUACCUAUCUCUCUGAUUUGGUCCUGCCGUACAUACCUACACGUACGCUACGGUCACAAGACGCAGGCCUCCUAAUUGUCCCUAGAAUUUCUAAGCAAACAGCUGGAGGCAGGGCUUUCUCCUAUAGAGCUCCAUUUUUAUGGAACGGUCUGCCUACCCAUGUCAGAGACGCAAACUCGGUCUCAACCUUUAAGUCUUUACUGAAGACUCAUCUCUUCAGUGGGUCAUAUGAUUGAGUGUAGUCUGGCCCAGGAGUGGGAAGGUGAACGGAAAGGCUCUGGAGCAACGAACCACCCUUGCUGUCUCUGCCUGGCCGGUUCCCCUCUUUCCACUGGGAUUCUCUGCCUCUAACCCUAUUACAGGGGCUGAGUCACUGGCUUGCUGGG
Oncorhynchus masou masou (cherry salmon) is the source of this 786-nucleotide messenger RNA. RefSeq lists its product as uncharacterized. NCBI's taxonomy places the organism in Eukaryota, Metazoa, Chordata, Actinopteri, Salmoniformes, Salmonidae. The transcript has a single exon. The record is from RefSeq and is a predicted model, not a curated record. Bases 1 to 636 code for a protein of 211 amino acids.